UACACUCAUAGAAUAAUUAGGAUGACCGGCACUUAGGGUUUUUUAAGACCCACUCCUCCGCCGGCGUUGACCGCCGCCACCACACCGAUAAUCUCCCUCCGACAUCCGCAACCAUCAUUGCAACCAUCACACCGCCACCUUCUCUGUGCCGGAAACCACUGGUCUUGACGCAACCGUUCUCACAGUCGUCCGACAGCCAUAGCCACCGCUUCUGUCAUGCCGGCCACCGCCUUCCGUCACGCCACCGGCCACCAGUGCACCAUCCUCUCCCUCCGUUCUCUGCUCUCCCGACCACCAUCCGCCUCUCUAACCAGUCAAUGUCUCCCCUUCUCCGAUCCGUCCAGACGCCAGAACUACGAGGGGCCGGUCACCACCUCGCAGAUCUCUGUCUCUCAUCCUCUCGCCAUCCACCGCGACCAUGUCUCCUCCUUUGAUCUCCGUUGGAGAAAACACAUGACUCGACCCCCCAUCUCACUUCUCUCUCUGCCAUCGAAUUCCACCAUUGCCGAUGCCUUUGGCCAGUGCCACUGCUGGGGUCAUACGAGGAUACAUCGGCAUAUGACUGGAAGAUAGGGGUUAACAAAGUGGUGUUGGGAAGCUCGAACAAGCAUUGUGUUUAUACGGGAAGGCGCAACACUCUAGACAUCAUUUGACAAGGACUUGAAAGAUUGCUCAAGUAGUUAUAGAGGAAGAUGCAAGGGAAAGAGACGGCUAAAGAUGAAGAGGCAAUACCUAUGACAGGGGCAAUGCAUGUGACUCCUAUGUCCUUCAGACUCGAUGAAAGCCAUCUCAUACACACUGUGGAGACUGAUGAGAGCCUCGAGUUAGAACUGGAAGUGGCAAAGUCUAUGAGAAAAGAAGAGAUUGAGGAAGCGGCAAAGUCUAUAAGAAAAAAAGAGAUCAAGGAAGUGGCAAAGUCUAUGAGAAAAAAAGAGAUCGACGCUGCUGUUGCGAAGUUAUCCUUGGAGGAGAGGAAGUGUGGGUGGAUCGAACAACCAAAAAAACGCAGUAACGGAAAAACAACUGACAAAUACUAUUAUCAUAUAGAAACAGGAGAGAUGUGCAGAUCUCUUAUUGAGGUGUACAACUUCAUUAAGGAGGGCAUUCCUAUUCGGUCGAUGAAGAAAUUCAAAAGCACACUUGAAGAAGCUUCUAGUGUUAAGAAGAAAAGAGGAGCAUCGCUUUUGAAGAAAAUUGUAGCAGGCUCCUAUGAUUUGGUGACAAAAUCAAUUUGUCUAGACCAAGGGUUUAAGGCUUCAAGUGAAGGCAUGUCUGCUGAUGUGGUUAUGAAACCUCCAGAUGUUGUUCCAGGCCAAAAUGACCCAGCAGCAGUUAACGAAGCUGCAGAUGUUUUAGCUGAGAAUGCCCAAGUGGUGCCGUACAUCAUAUAUGAGUUUCUUUGAGAUUGCCUUCAAGGGUCCCUCUGGGCAAAGGAAUUAAAGCUCAUUUCAUAUAUAUAUAUAUAUAUAUAUAUAUAUAUUUGAACGCAUGUUGAUGAAGGGUGUUUUUUGUGAGCAAACCCUCCAUGGUUGUGAUAAUAAUGUGUAUUUUGAACUUUUUAUUGCCUUUUUGGUGGUGGUUUUAGUUAUCCUGGUGUCUCGUUGUUGAUGGUGUUUAUUUUAUUUUAUUUUU
Diospyros lotus (date-plum) is the source of this 1632-nucleotide messenger RNA. RefSeq lists its product as uncharacterized. NCBI's taxonomy places the organism in Eukaryota, Viridiplantae, Streptophyta, Magnoliopsida, Ericales, Ebenaceae. Gene Ontology annotation, molecular function: DNA binding. The record is from RefSeq and is a predicted model, not a curated record. The transcript has 10 exons. Bases 693 to 1403 code for a protein of 236 amino acids.